This is a messenger RNA of Amoebophrya sp. A120, 12490 nucleotides long. NCBI's taxonomy places the organism in Eukaryota, Dinophyceae, Syndiniales, Amoebophryaceae. The record is from the annotation of a GenBank genome assembly.
GUGAUUUGCAGGCCGUCAUUAAUGAGUCGAAAGCUGCAAAAUUCAAAUUGCGCGAGGAACUACAUACUUUUGUUUGCACCACAACUAGCAUGGACCUUUCCACGAGCUCUCCCCGGCUCCUGCAGCAGUCAGGCCUGGCCGCCUCGGGUGCAGCAGCAGGUGUCAAUAAUCCAGAGUCCCCUCGCGGGAUCUUGAAGAGACCGGACUCAGCGCGCUCCUCGUUGGUCCAGAAUGCCGACAACAGCAGCAGUCCUAACGUGGUGGUCUUAACGGAGCGCGAGUACGAACAGUAUGCGACUUCUUCACCCCGACCGCCCUCCUCCGGCAAUCGAAGUGGGCGGGGCUCGGCCGCAGCCCCGGCACGGGAGUUGCAACCGCCGGCAACUACGCCGCUACUGCAGCAGAAGCGCCAGGCAGGACGAGAGGGGGAAAAAACGGAAAAUGAAACGGAAAAUCUUCAAGCAGGGGAACAAGGGGAAGGAACAACAUCUUCAAGAGGCAACAACAACCUGGACUACCUUUCUGCCCAGUUUGCCCAGCAGGCAGUGGAUGAUGCCGUGACGGCGCCCAGCACGACAAAUUUUGUGGAUCAAGAGAACGCCUUGAGCAGUCUAACUGCCGAGGAGAUCGGGAUUCAGAUCGUUGCAGAGGAGAGUGAAACUACUGCGAAGAAUCUACUUGAUGGCCGCCGCGCAGGGGCUGAGGAUGCAGGUGCUGGUACUUUGGAUCACGCUGAUGCAGUUCUUUUUCAUGUUUCUUUUUCACGCUGAGAAACGUUAUUCUAAUUGCAUUUGAUGUAAUAUACGGGGUCAUUUAUUUUCACCAAUCUCUCUGGAGUCACAUGUCCUCUAGCUCUAGCAUUGCACAUGGUUUCUCUAUUACUAUUUCUUUGCAGUCUGAUAAACCUUUUCCUAUAUAUCAUCACCACAGGAGUCCUCAACGGCUCGCCUCCCCCAGAGGAGCAAAAAAGCCAAAGCCAGAGCAAGCCAUCCACUAUGAGGAACAAGAAGGUGGACCAAUUCCACAAAUUCGGCAAGCAGCUGGGCAAGACAAAAGCGAUGGAUGAGUUGAUGAAUGACGACGGAGCUGCCGGGACGGGGAAAUCGUCAUCCCGUGCGGUCAAAUCUCGGCUGAUCACGGCAAAGGAUCGCAAUUAUUUCCAGUCCGACAUGCAAGAGCAAAAGCGGGAGCGCAAGUUCGCGGUGAAGAUGUCCCCCGAGAUCCUCCAAAUGAAGAGCGAGGACGCGGAGCUCCGCUCGUGGCUCAAAUUUGAUUUAGCUUUCGGCUAUUCCGUGAAAAAAAUUAACCAUCCCCAUCCAUUUUAUUUAUGCAUCACAAACACAGAUUUUCCUAGAGCGGAGUAACAACUACGCCAACUAACUCGGGUCCCCGAGUUAGUCGCCCGGCCGGCCGAAUCCGGGCGGCCGGACGACUAACUCGGGAUUCUAAGCGCGAAAGUUUUUCGGGCGACCGAGACUGGUCGCCGCGCACGAGUUCCCUAGCCAGGUAACUCGUGGCGACCACUACCUAGUUAGCAGGCAACUCGUGCUGGCAAGGGCCGACGAUCGCGCAGUCUGUGACAGCCGGAAUUCCCUGCGCGGAUUUGUGCUUUUGUGCAUGCUAUUUGUGCGCUUGGGGUCUUUUUUGAAAGUCGACGGGGCAACGUUUUCGCUUUCUUUUCAACGCAGGCAGUGCCUGUUUUGUCACGACGAGAUUUCCCUGCCGUGAAGUUAACACUUACGAAGCGCAACAAUUUUACACGCUUUCCGACUUCUGAAGCGAGUUUUUGAAUGAAAGCACAAAAACUAUGCACAGUACAGAACCGCACGAAUUGCAUAUGUUGCCAGGACGUUUUCAAAACACACCUCUGACCGAAGUCGUCGGCCCCGGAGUCGCUAUAUAGAAAAACUUUCGCGCUUAGAGUCCCGAGUUAGUCGUCCGGCCGCCCGGAUUCGGCCGCCCGGGUGACUAACUCGGGGAGCCGAGUUAGUUUGUUGGCCUAGUUGUUACUCCGCUCCGUACAUGUUUUGCAUGACAAAUUGGAUGGGGUUGGGGAUGGUUGAUUUUCAGGGAAUAUCGGCUUUUUCGUCGUCGCGAACGCGGUCACCAUGGGCAUUGAAGCGAACAACCCGCACGUGCGAAGCAGUGACGCUGCGUUUCUGGAGGACCGCCAAACCACCUGGUGGCUGAACCAGCUGUUUCUCCUCAUCUUCAUGGUGGAACUUGCCCUCCGCUGCGUUUUCGACGGCGUGCGACAGUCCUUCCGGAAAGGGUGGGUGCAGUUCGACUUCACCCUGAUCUUUAUCGGGGUGGUGGACGAGUGGAUCGUGCCCAACCUGAACCUCAACGCAGAUCUUCCGUUUCUCGCCAUUUUGCGGAUUUUGAGGCUACUGCGGCUGGUCCGCUUGGUCCGAUUGAUGGACCAAUUCAAGGAGCUGUGGCUUCUGGUUUCCUCCCUGAUAAACACGUUGGAGGCGAUGUGCUUUCUGAUGAUCUUGCUAAUCGUCGUAACCUACACAGCGAGCAUCUUCUUGGUGCAAACCGUCGGCGACUUGCAAGUCCGGAAAGACGAUGCUCUUCUUGCCGGGGGGAGUAGUAGUGGUAGCAGUGGCGGUGCAACUACUUCUAGUGGUACAACAGCAGCCUCGAGUACUUCUAGCUCAACACUUCUUUCUUCAUCCGCAGGUACUAGUGGUAACAGCAAGGACUUUUCCAACAUUGGGCGCGCCAUGUACACCCUUUUGCGGAUCUAUCGCACGAAAAAAGUGUUUCACUGUAAGGGUUUUGCAAGUUUUGCAUCACAAGUUCGUUCUACAUCACAGAGAAAAUUUGCCAUGCGAUAUUUCUAAGAGAAAACACAGCUAAAAAUCUAGUGUCUUGCAUGUGUAGCAAGACAAACACUUCUCAGAUACAGUUUCUGCAUUACAAGUUCACAGUGAAACAGUUUUUUCUUGCGAUAGGAUUGUCACUCUCGACGACUGGGUCUCGACGAUAAAAGGCGUCAUAUCCUGAGUGAAAACGUCCCCACCCCAGAGUUGUCAUGCAGAAUUGCAAGGACAGGAACAUUUGCAACGCGCAUCCCCAAGAGAGGCAUUUUCAAUCGUAUAUUGGCAUUUGUAAUGCUGCAAACAGGAUCAGGGGACGGCUUUGUCAUGCGGGGGUUGUGCUUGCUAACCAGCACUACAAUACAGCGAGAAACUUGUCAUACGUGAUUCCCAAAACUUCUGGAUUUGUGUUGCAGAGAUUCCAACUUGACUAUGGGGUGGGGACGUUUUUCCUCAGGAUACGUCACCGAGCCAGCAGUCAGUUGGAACAGCACUGCUUUGCUGGAGCUACGCGAGUUGCAGGGCGCAGAUGUUGGCGAGGUGAUCUUCAUGCCUGGUUCGCAGCAAGUAGAAGAACAACAAUCGGACUACAACAACUACAUGAACCUGCGCUCACUCGAAACGACCGACGAAGAGCUUUACCCGGGGUACCCCGCGAUGCUGGUGUUUUUCUUCCUCUUUACGCUCGUCACGUCGCUGGGGAUCAUGAACUUACUGGUCGGCCGCGUGGUGCAGACCAUUCACGAAGCGUCGGACAAGCAGGAGCAUAUGACCUGCUCAAACGUUACAAUCUCAAACGUUACAAUAGAAUCUGGAAUUUUGUGUUGCAUGAUGAGCAUGACAGACUCGCACAGCGUUCCACUUUUUGCAAUACAAAGUUCGCCAGAUGGUAGUGGGGUUCGGGGCUCCGGAACGUGUCAUGCGCAAUCCUAUGAGAGUGAGUUGGCUAGAUCAUGCACUCUUGCGUCACAGAUUUCCAUACUCUAUUGUAACGUUUGAGAUUGUAACACCUGAGCAGGUUAUAGAGCACGUGACCCACUUCGAGAAACUGGCGGCUUUGUCGGACUCCCUGGCCUACGUGCGGACGUUAUCCUAGAGAAAAAAGCCGGCAGGGCAGAUUUGUAAUGCAAAAAUGAAUGCACAGAAAAACUUGUCAUGGACGGCCCCAUAGCAUGCUGCUUCGGAUAUGCAAUGCAGAUCUUUCUGUGUAUAUAUUUUUGCAUUACAACCAAGUUAAGUAUGCCCUGCCAGCUUUUUUCUCUGGGAUAGACGUGGCUCCAGGCGAACGCGAUGAAGGAGGACAUUCACCACAUCCUGAAGACCGUAUCAAAUGCGAGAUCUGUCAUGCUAGUCUGGCAUGACACGGAGCUCUGUAUUGCGUGGCCAGCAAGAGGCUCCUCUUGUCUGUCAUGCAAAAACGCUGUCUGUCUCUGUCAUGCGGAAUAUUCCGCAACACGGAGCCACGGAAAAGUCUGUCAUGCUUGGCAGUGCAUUAAUGCAGUGCGCUUUCUAUUCACUGACAUGCAUCACAACUUUCUAGACCUCCAGCCUGACAUUUUUGCAAUGCAUAGACCGACGCCGGUUACAACGCGUACAAGGCGGGGGAGGCCUCCGUCGCGCCGAGUUUCGUUACCGCCGCGAAGAAGAAGCGCCUGGUUGCGCGGCAGAAAAUCUCGGGCAGCGACGCGGACGGCGCGGGGGCCCGGAGUUUACCAUCCACGUCAGGUGGCGCCAAGAAGGACAGACCCGAAGGAGGCGGAGAAGAAGUGAACUAUGCAUUGCAAAAGUAUCGCACUCUUAGUAAUGGCAGUCAUGCAAUACAAAUCUCUUUCUUAAGGUCAAUCCACAAUACAAAUUCCAUUUGUCAUUCGUGGAAUAUUUCUGAUGCGAUUUCCACCAGUAAGAUACUUGUGCAAUGCAUAUGAGCUACGACGUCACAAAAGCCCUCGCAAUGGAAGGGGACCACUUUCUCGCAGAAGAAGGGAGUCGUGCCGCAACUACAAAUGGCGCCCCCGCGGCUAGUACAGAUGGUGACGCACCAACAGUGGGUCAGCUGGAGGGGCAGCAAGGAGCAGCAGCUUCGUUGCAACAAGCUGGAGAAGAAGAUCCAGCAACCGGUGGCGCCGCGGCAACUACUUCCGACGCCGUGAGGAUCGAGGUGGUCGAAGACGAGAACAAAAAUGCCGGGACAACAGACGAUGCCACAGCAGGUGCUGCAAAGAAACCCCUCACCAAAAUGCCCACCGCAGCGUUAGGAUUCGCGGGUAAACUAAAGCGUGGCCUGUCAGCGAGCAAAGUAGUGGCGGCGGUACAACCUCCCGGAGGUGCAGGAGCCGCGGGCGGCGUUGCGGGGAAAAUGAAGCAAUCGUUGAUGCGGCGCUCGGAGUCCAUGAUGACCAAUUUUCGGGGCAGUGAGAGGGAGAAGAAAAAGAAGGAGGAGGAUGUGGAGGACGAUAACAUCGUCACCUACGUUACGCUAUGCAUUGCAAAAGUAUAAUCGUACUCGUAUAAAUUGCAUUACAAAUUUCCUCAGCAAUAAAAUUUGUAAUGCUGAUUUAGCUUAAGAAAAAGACUUGUAACGCAUGACUGCAAUACGAGUACGAUGCUUUUGCAGUGGAUACACACUCGCAAUUCUAGGCCGCCUGUACGAAGACCCCACCGCAAAGAAGCUGUUCGACCGGUGCGGAUUAUCCUGAGUAAAAACGUCCCCACCCCAAAGUUGUCAUGCAGACUUGCGACUACAGGAAGAUUUGAAUUUGUAAUGCGCAUCUCCAUAAGUAGAGGCAUGAUUUCCAGUCGCGUUUUGGACUUUGUAAUGCUGUAAACAGGAUAAGCAGAUGGAUUUGUAAUGCGGUUGUCCUUGCUAACAUAAACAUGCACUACACUACGGACUGCAACUUGUCACGCGUCGCUCCCAAAACUUGUGGAUUUGUGUUGCGAGCUAAGUUCCCAAUGGGAUGGGGACGUUUUUACAUAUGAUACGGGUUGCAGUUUCGCAAUUUGAUCGAGGUUUAUUCGGAGAUGCGGGAGGCCAGGCCGGGCGACAACGUGAUUCUGGCGGAUGACUACUUCGAAGCACUGCUGGCCUCGUUGGAAAAGGUAUCCCACGAAAAAAGUGUUACAGUUACACAUUUGCUGUGACUUCAGCAACACAAAUUUUCUCCGCAUGAGAGAAAAAACUUGUAAUGCAAAGAUCAUAAAGGGAAAACCAACAAAACACGUAUGAAAUGAGGGUCGCAAGCAUUUCUGGCAUGACAGAGGUUGUCUGCCACGCUGGGCUUGCAACACAAUAUGUGACACUUUUUUCGUGGGAUCAAAGGUGUCGGCGGUGAAAAUGGUGCAGAUAAACUGCUCCGUGGGGAUAUCAUAUGUAAAAGCGUCCCCACCCCAUAGUCAAGUUGGGAACUUAGCAACACAAAUGCAGAACCUUUAGGAGCCACGCACGACAAGUUACAGUCCGCAGUGUAGUGCAUGUUAGCAAGGAUAUCCGCAGCACAAAUCCAUCCGCUUAUCCUGUUUGCAGCAUUACAAACGCCACAACUCGAUUAGAAAUGCCUGGCAUGGGGAAGCGCAUUACAAGUGUUCCUGUCGUUCCAAAUCUGCAUGAGGGACGUUUUUGCACAGGAUAGGGGAAAAUCAGCGGGCACCUGGAUUUCGUUGAGAAGGACCUGUUUGAAUCCUUCAACGCGCUGCGAAUAUCCUGUGCAAAAGUAUCGUACUCGUAGUAAUUGCAAUCAUGCAUUAAAAAUUUUUUUCCAAAGGUAAAUCCGCAUGACAAAUUUUAUUUCUCAUGCUGAGGGAAGAAUUUGUCAUGCAUUUAUACGAGUGCGAUACUUUUGCACUGGAGAGCGAAAAUGCUCCUACGACAUUUGGCGUCUGAUGGGACCCUUCCAGUCUAUGUUCAAGGCAAGGGCAGAAACGAAGCCCGGAGGUGCUAGGGGCGGAGGUAAUACCGGCGAAAAUCAGCAGGACGAGGCGGCAAUCGACUUGUUUUCCAGUCCGGAUAACAGCCCGCUCAGGAACAAAGGCGGACCCGAAGCGACGAGCGCGGUUCUUGUUGCAGCGGUGGAGCAGCCCGGCGGCCACGACGCCGCUGCAGCCGCCGGGACGAGUCUCCACUCCGCCCGUAUCGGUAUCCUAUGUAAAAACUUCCCCACCCCAUAGUCAAGAUGGGGAAUCGGCUAGACAAAUCCACAAGCUUUGGCUGUUUCGCAUGACAGAUUUGGACUCGUAGCGUAGUGCUGUUUGAGCUAGCUGAGCAGCAUCACAGAUCUAGUCUACCAUGCUGAUUGGAUCAUGACAAAUUCCGAAACACGACUAGAAAAUGCUUCUCCUGGGGCUCCGCAUGAGAAACAUUCUCAGCAUGCAGAUUUGCAUUACAACUACCAGCCAUGCCCCGGCUGAUGCCGGGGCGCAAGGCUGUUGGGGCGGGGCAGGUCUAUUUGCGGAUCGGGCCACAAUGCCACAGGCCUAAUAUGCAUAAUGAAGCAUACUGGAGUCCUGCCGCCUGUUUGCGCGGCGCCAACCCGCACGACCACUUGCGCGCUUCCCGCGCCUGUGGGCGCUCUGCGCAGGGAGCAGCUGCAAAGGACGCCGGGGGCGAACAGAAGCCGCCCGGCGCGGGAGGGUGGCGCGAGAGGGUGGCGCGAGAGGGUGCGCGAGAGGGUGGCGCGAGAGGGUGCGCGAGACGGUUCGGGCCAGCUUAUGCAUGAAAAGGCUCAACGGGAUCGGCCCCCAGUAGUCAGAAAAGCAAAAAAAUCACAAAAGCCGGAAAAUUUUCGCGCUUUUAAGUUUUCGCAGGGUUUUUGCAGUUCUUGCAGCCGCUCGCUGGUGCGUUUUCUUUUUCUGGUUGUGUGUCUUGGGUUUGUGGGUUGGGCGGGAAAAGCAGGCUUGGGCGCAAGGGAUUGGAGUGGGGCCGGCAGAGGGAGCCCAUGUUGCCGGUGUGUGCUUCGGGGUGGGAGAGGGAUGUUGGGUGGGAAAGUUUUGGGUGGGCGAGUGGCCAAUUAAUUCUGCGACAAAAAAUCGCCUUUGUUGCGACAAAAAAUCUGAAAUAAUUAAAAAAGAUCGGCUUUCGGCCGUGGUUUUUUUUUCAGGAAGCACCCGAAAAAUGUCGCACCGGUGUCGCACCCGUGUCGCACUCAUGUCGCAAAGAAAGCAAUUUUUUGGCGCAAAUUUAUUCGGUGUUUUUCUUUUUUUUCGGUGACGUUGUGUUUGCCCGAACAAAAGUUGCGUGCUCGAUUUCAUGUGGCGCAGUUCUUCGAAAACCCCGGAGCCCACAGGUCCGCAGCCUGUUGACAAAGCCCCGGCGUUAUUUUAGGGCCUACAGAUUUCCUAUCGAGCGAGCCCCGGCGGAGUGGUUUGGCACAAUAGGGCGGCAGUGCAAAAAUUUUUUUUUUCGUUUUUCUUUUGGGAUUCAUGAUUUUUUUAUUUCCGGGCCCAUUGGGGCCCGAUCCCGUUGAAAAGGCCACAAAAGAAUCAGCCUGCCUCGUGCCGGGCGGAUUCGGGUUUUUCUACCCCUCUCGCAGACCCUCUUUUUGACCUCUCCCGAGAGGUGUUGCUAAUAGUCCGGCUAUACUCGCCGGUAGAGGUCUACAGAGGUGGCCGAGAGGUGGCCCAGAGGGUGCGCGAGAGGUUCGCCCUUAUUCGCGCAACCUCUCGGCACCUCUGUCCCCCUCUCGCUUACCCUCUCCCGAACCUCUCGGCCACCUCCGUCCCCCAUAGGCGCGGCUUUAGGGUGAACGGUUCGGCUGGCUAUACCCGCGCCACCUCUCGGCCACCCCCUCGAAUGACCUCCCGCGCCACCUCUCCACCUCUGUCGACCUCUUUUUGACCUCUUUUCACCUCUUUUUGACCUCUCGGCCACCUCUCUUCUAUCCUCUGUAGACCUCUUUUUUCGCAUGAAUAUAAUAGAUAGUAAUGGGGUGGGGACGUUUUUAAAUACAAUAGCCCGGUCCGGGCACUCGGGGUCCAGCAGCGCGGGGAAAAAGUCGGGUACAGGAGGAAAAUCACCGAGAAGUUCUGCUGCUGCCGAUGGGCCGUUGUAUGCACUGUAACAGAAUAUGGUUGGGUCUCGAAACUUGUGAUGCUAAAGUGUGGAUGAUGCAAACACUUCCAAAUGCAGCCACGCAUGACAACUUUCCAGAACGCUGUCACUGCAUGCGCAGUCGGCAUGAGAAACUGUGUUUUUGUAUGACAAAGGAGGCUGCGACUUUUUGUUCUCGGUCAUGCAACACAGACUGCGUUAGCGUUCACAAUUACAGGAAUGCGAGACCAGCAUUACAAGUUCGAACUUUCCACACCCGGACGUCUUUGCAUUUGAUACGCUGGAACUGAACACAACGGUUGACCGGAGUGCCUCGAGCCACAGGUUUCGCAGUGACCCGACGGCCCCGUCGAGUGUGGUUGCAGUCAAGGAGCCACGGAGACUGCGGAAAGGUUCUUUUUUUUGUGUGUUUUGAUUUUAUUGCAUUCAGGUAUGGACGAUGUGGUGCGAAGCGGCGUUUGUUGCGGUCCUCUGCAUAACAAAAGUUCAAUUGUGACGUCCUCACACAGCGAUCAAUAUAUACAUUUACAACAUUAGUCCGCCAACUGCAGAAGCCGGGCGAGACGACCGGGGACAAGCCCAACCAGGAAGCCCUGUCCCCCAGUUCCCAACACCACCAGUCCGCGCAAAAACAGCAGGCCCCGAUCGUCGCGCAAACCGACGGCGAAAUUCAGCGGGCCAAGAAGGAAAAGCAGGCGGAACAGGACGCGCUGGUGUGGGACCGCUUUGACAUUUUUUACGGGUUUUUCGUCAUUUCCAACGGCAUCGCGAUCGGGCUGAAGGCCGAUAACGUCGCGAAGGACGCCGAUACCAUGUGGACGCUCAUCGACUCCUUUUUCUACGCGGUUUUCUGUCUAGAACUGCUGCAGCGCGCGGUGCUACUGAACCAGCUGGAGAACUACAGCGACGACACCCUGCUCUUCGGCCUCUUUCCCCGCAUGGAACGCUCCGAAAUCUUCCGCUGGCUGCCCGACACGCUGAAAAACUCCAAGAAGUUUUUCCGCGACCCGUGGGUGGUAUUCGACACGAUUAUUUUGCUGCUCGGCGCGUUGGAGUAUAUCCUCCGUUGGAUGGGAGAAUCCUUCGACGGCCGCAUGGCGAGCGUGUUUCGCGUGUUUCGGCUGUUGAGGUUGAUCCGAAUCAUCCGUUUGUUCAACGCCUUGCGGGAACUCUGGCUGCUGAUGGAGGGCAUGGUCCAGGCGGUCGGGACCCUGUUCUGGGCAACCCUGAUGCUGGCGAUCAUGAUUUACGUCGGUGCGAUCAUCGUGAAAGAGUCCAUUCCGACGAACGAGCGCGGCAAUUGGAAGGGGAAAUGGGACUCCCUAUUUAAUGCGAUGUACCGGAUGCUGCAGAUCAUCAUAUGCAUUGCAAAUAUGUCUGGGUUUGGAAGAUUGCGAGAUUUGUCAUGCUAUCCUGGCACGACUCUGAACUCUGUAUUACGUGGUCGCAAAGAGCUCCUCUUGCCUGUCAUGCAAAAAACGCAGCUUUUCAUGCGGAGUACGCAACUCAGAACCAGGGAAAAACUUGUCAUGCUUGGCAGCGCAUUACAGCGCGCUCCCUAUAAUUCCCUUCCUUGCAUCACAAGUUUCCAGACAUUCUAUUUUCACUGGAUAAAUCACCUUCGACAGCGAUUACGACGUCGCGGACAGUUAUCCAAGGAAGAAACUGUGUAAGUGUAAAUCUGUGAUGCAGAACAUGCAAGAGAGUUACACCUGUCAUGCCAGACAGCCAUGCCGUCCUCUUUUCAUGUAUGUUUUCCCUUACAAACCACGCAUGACAGGUUUUCUCUGUCAUGUAGAGCAAAUUUGUAAUGCUGUCAACCAAAGAAAGUUACACUAACACAGUUUUUUUCUUGGAUAACAGCACCUGGUUCUCGCUGAUCACGGAGGUUUCCGAGGGCAAUUUGUUCGUCUUCAUUUUCCUGCUCGCUUUCGUCGUGCUCACCGCUCUGGGCUUGAUGAACCUGAUCGUCGGAGUGAUGGUGACGCAGUCCUACACCAUCGUGCAAACGGAGAAGUCGCGGUUGCGCGGCGAGGCCGUGGUCGCGGCCAAGCAGGUAUCAAACGCAAAAAUGUCUGGGUCUGGAACAAUGCGCGAUUUGUCAUGCAGCUUUUCCAUGGCCCAUGAGCUCUGGAAUGCAGGACCUAGCGUGACAGAUUCUGUGCGAUCCCUCUCAUGCCUAUCCUGCAUGACAAACUCCCUCCCGACUUGGUCAAAACUGGACGACUUUUGGUAAUCCAUCAUGCAACACAGAUUUUUGUAUGCUUCAGAUUUAGCAUGACAAGUUGCAUUCUUCCAGACCCAGACACUUUUACAUUUAUCGCAGGCGAUGCUGCAGGCGAAGUCGGUUUUCGCGUCCAACGUGGUGGUUAUCAAAUGCAAAAUAAAUGUAGUCUGGGUCUGGAAGACGAAGAGUCAUGCUGUUUUUGCAUUACACAGAAAGACUGUCAUGGAAGCCCUAGCAUAACAGAUUUCAAGACCCUUGCGCAAUGCCCAUUCCGCAUGACAAAUCCUACUUAACUUUUUGGUGACAGUAAAUGGGCGCCUUUUGCUGCCUGUGCAUGAGAAAUUUGUGUGUGUUACGAAAUUCGCAUCACAAGUUUCAACCUUCCAGACCCAGACAUAUUUGCAAGUGAUACUGGUCGAGCAGAAGCAAAAAUCCCGCAACAUGGACGAAUUCGCAAGGUCGAUUCGGGUUUCCAUGGCGCAAUUUCGGGACGUGAUGCGGAACGACGAGCAGCUGCGCUUUGCGCUGGAAAAGGGCGGCAUCACGCAUCACCGAAUCAAGCACAUCUUCCAGAAACUGAGCAACACGGCCAGCUCCAUUGCGUUGGAGAAGCAGUCGGUAUUGCUCUCGGACUUCAUCGAGGCGUGUUUGCGGUUGACCCAGGCUCUGAAUCCGGUGGACUUGGUCGCCUGCAAGGUGAAUUUCCGGGAACUCAGUUUGGAGUUGGAAAAACUGCAAAAGUCCGUGACGAAAUUCUACGCCAUAUCAAAAGGAAAAAUCCCCUUCUCCCCAUAUCGAGAAGGACCUUUGUGAUGCUGGACUUGCGUACACAAAUCAGAUUUGUCUUGCAGUGGAGGACUGCAGGCCCAUAAUAUCAAGCCGGAGUGGAGAGGUUUUGGCCUAGGCGCUCAGCAUGACAAAAGUCCACGCUGUAGGCCCAACAGCAUCACAAACCGCCCGUAUAUAUAAUGCGUGGGGGCCUUUUGGGUUUGCUUUCUUGCAAGACAGACACCAACAACUCAGCAUCGCAAACUUCCAGCAGUAUACCUUUUCCUUUUCAGUGUGGGGAGGGGGGAUUUUUCCUUACGAUACGCCAAGUCGAUUGACUUCGGCGGCAUGGAGAUCUACGGGCCGAUUAACCACGGAGGGGACGGGUACGAUGACGAAUACCGGUUGGCAAAAGAGGAACACCCGGCGUAUUUGGAUAUCGCGAAAUCAAAGGUGGAGAAGGAAAAUGACCACAUGGAGGCACAGAUCCACGGGCUGAAACAGUUAACGCAAUUGUACCUGAACAGCGACAGCAAGCAGUGUGGGGAGUUUGAAAUCGAGGAAUUUCGAAGGCAGAAAAACAUCUUGACCGUGCCAGAUUUUGGGGCGUUCAUACAGAUAACAUGA